UCCAGGUUGGGCAGUGAAUGGGGGAAGUGCUGCAGAAUUUGUAGGCUGCCAAUCGGGAUUUGCAAGCACAUCCGGAAGGAUACUAGGGGCUCUAUGCGCCUGUGUGCAAAUUCUUGGUGGUUGCGGGACAAUACUUGUGUGUUGCCACCACCACACCAGCUUGUACUACACUUAUGGGACUCGCCACAUCACCAAUUGAUACUGCAGUGCUGGUAUGUGAAAGACCAGGAUGUACUAGGCCACUAGUGCUCGCCAGUUCACCAAAAGGUAGCGCGGCACUAGUACUGGCAUUCUUCUGCAUAUGGGAGUCAUCA
Molecule: messenger RNA, 314 nt
Organism: Staurois parvus
Lineage: Eukaryota; Metazoa; Chordata; Amphibia; Anura; Ranidae
Source: the annotation of a GenBank genome assembly